AUGGCUGCAGACAAAGCUGUCAAAGUCCGCAAAACCUCCAUCUCCUCAUCCAACUCGUUCAUCCUGACCUGUCAACACUGGUUCAACGCCGCCCUCAAUCCUCCUACACCUCCGCCUCGACCACAGUCCAUCAUCAGUGAACAAUACACCUUUUCCAUCCAAGUUCCCUUCCCACCUCAAGACAACCAGUCGACCAGAUCGGCAGCAAUCGCAGAACCUGUCACUGGACCUCGCGCACGCACCCUCUCUUUGCCGGAAGAACACCUCGUCAACAGUCGUAGAGAGCUCUUCAACACCGACUAG
Messenger RNA from Aureobasidium musti, 303 nucleotides. Lineage: Eukaryota; Fungi; Ascomycota; Dothideomycetes; Dothideales; Saccotheciaceae. The record is from the annotation of a GenBank genome assembly.